GGAUGGAAGAAGAAACGCCGAAGCAUAGAGCAAAGAGAAACUAACAAUGUUGAGAAACUUGUCUGCAACACUAGAAUCUACCAAGAGAAAAAUCCUAACUUCUUCAAAAUGCCGAAUUUACCCUCCUCCUUCUCCCUACUCCACCGCUCCCGUCGACGACGCCCCACCGAAGCUUCUGGUGGUUCAGCCUCGUCUCCGUUCCGAAAAGCUCUUACAAGCCAAACUCAACGAAGCACUGUGUCUAGCCAAUUCACUUGAAGAUCAACGUGAUGGUUAUUUUCACACUGAUUUCUUUGAUUUGCCACUACCACCGCAUGUUAUUGUUCAGAAUCCUUCUCUUAAAGGACAUAAAGCUCGUGCAGAUACUUAUUUUGGUCCUGGAACAGUUGAUACUAUCAAGUGUCAUUUAAAUGCUGUAGAAUCAAAGGGUGAAGUGGAUGCUGUGUUUGUUAAUGCAAUAUUGUCUGGUAUUCAGAUAAGAAAUAUGGAGAGAGCUUGGAAUAAACCGGUGGUGGAUCGUGUAGGUCUUAUAAUUGAGAUUUUUAAUGCUCAUGCAUUCACCAAGGAAGCUAAGCUGCAGGCUGAACUUGCAGCUCUGUCAUACAAGAAGUCGAGACUUGUUCGUGUUUUAGGCCCUAAUGGUCGCUUAACAUUUGGUGGUUCUGGAGAAGCUGAAGUUGUCAGUGCCCGAGGGAGAGGAAGUGGAGGGCAAGGUUUUAUGAGCGGUGCCGGAGAAACUGAACUUCAGCUUCAGCGGCGAAGACUCUUAGAUAGGCGAAACUAUCUACUGACACAAAUUGAAGAGGUUCGCCGUACCCGUGCUGUGCAACGUGCUGGUCGGAAGAGGCAGGGGGGUUCAUCUGCACAACGCUUAGCCACUAUUGCUGUUGUUGGAUAUACAAAUGCUGGAAAAUCUACAUUAGUUAGUAAUCUAACGGACAGUGAUCUGUAUAGCGAUUGUCGACUGUUUGCUACAGUCGAUCCUAGAUUAAGAAGUGCUGUUCUUCCUUCGGGGAGGAAAGUGCUUUUUAGCGACACAGUAGGAUUUAUAUCUGAUUUACCUGUAAAGUUGGUGGAAGCGUUUCAUGCAACCUUAGAAGAAGUGGUGGAAGCAGACCUGCUUGUGCAUGUGGUGGAUUCUACUGCUCCCAAUCUUGAAGAGCACCGCACGACAGUGUUCCAAGUUCUUCAACAAAUAGGCGUGUCACAAGAGAAGCUUCAGAAUAUGAUUGAAGUUUGGAAUAAGAUUGAUGCUGAAGAAGAGUUCACGGAUGUUGAUGAGAAUGUUGAUGAACAUCUCAAUGAAGAUGAAGAGGCUGAUGAAACUAGUAGCAUUGAUGGAGAGGAGGAUGUGAACAUUGAGACAUUAACGGAAGAAAAAGAAGACUAUUCUGAUGGUUGGUUGUACGAGGAAGAUACCGUGCUUAACGAAGGCGAUUUUUGUUUGCCUUCAUCUGCGGCUGACCAACAAAUUGAGUCCUCUAAUAAAGACAAUAGUGUGGAAAAUGCCGGCGCGAUGUUACCGUCUAGUCCACAUGUGAAAACAUCUGCCAUCACAGGAGUCGGUUUGCAAGAGUUGAUGGAACUAAUAGAUGAGAAAUUGAGUAGUCAGGAUGAGAAAUUGAAGGGUGCACAAGUGGUCGAAAGAAAUUUGUUUGAUAGAAAAUGGAGGCCCUCACAUACACAAGAUUCUAGCAUUGUAGUAGAAAAUUAGCUUGUUUUGUUGUGUGCGUUGGUCGUAAUUUUUUUGCUACAUCUUUAUCUUGUUAACAGUUUUGCCAUCAUUAAAAAAAAUAUAAAUAAUUUACGGAACACUUAUUUUAGACGUUGCACAGGGCAUUAUAUGUAAUAUUUAUUAGAUUGGCUUUUUUUUCUUUACUA
This is a messenger RNA of Medicago truncatula (barrel medic), 1881 nucleotides long. Its product is annotated as GTP-binding protein At3g49725, chloroplastic. Bases 47 to 1714 code for a protein of 555 amino acids. Gene Ontology annotation, molecular function: GTP binding; ribosome binding. NCBI's taxonomy places the organism in Eukaryota, Viridiplantae, Streptophyta, Magnoliopsida, Fabales, Fabaceae. The record is from RefSeq and is a predicted model, not a curated record. Gene Ontology annotation, cellular component: cytoplasm. The transcript has 13 exons.